AUGGGAAGCGACAAAGAGGACCAACCGUCACAAAACAGUCUGAACACACUUGCUAAAAUGGUAGCCAUAAAAGCAAUUAAAAAUGGGGAGGCACUUAGGCAAGAUAAGGUACCAGAGAUCCAAGCAGAAGAGUUGGAGAUGAAAUCACCGGGGAUGGCAGUCUGGAACAAGAUGAAAGAAGCGGUAUAUGUUGAAGGCAGGAACUACCAACAUGCAAGCGAUGCACAACAAAAUCAACGCUCUCCCGAGGACCAUGUUCUCCAAUUAGCGCGUCUUCUAUACAAUUCCGAAUGGACAGCACUCUUACUUUCACUGGAUUGUGUUGGAAUUGUAAGACGCCCGGAUGUUCAUCAAAUCGACUUCAUAUACAGACUUCCAGGUCAGCUUGGUAAAUCAAAGCCGCUUUCGCCCUACGAAGACACUACAUUCAGGGGUCCCAAACCCCUUUCAGAGCUCCUAAGUACCCCGACCUUUCAAUUGACCUUGGCACAGAAAUUCGAGGUAGGCAAGAGACUCGUCGAAAGUAUUAGUCUCAUGCAUGCAAACGGAUGGCUUCACAAGAACUUGCGAGCGAGCUCCGUCAUCUUCUUUCCACAGGAAUCAAGCGACGCGGGCCUCUCGGACCGCCCACUUAUCCUCAAGCGUCCACACAUCUCCCGUUUCGAAUUUUCGAGGCCCGAGCCAAUCCAAUCUGAGGUCCCUGCGAGGGGCGCUCCGGGAUCGACAUCCCGUCUCGAAGAGCUUUUGAGGACUGCGCCUCGUCCCUCAAUGAUUUCUCUCCCGAUAAACUGGAAUGAAGGUCAAGCUGAGGCACGAACUGGAGAUCUGAUGAGCGCCAAUCAUGCUUUCACAUCCGCUCGUGCUGAAAUUCAACUUGAUUACUAUCAUCAUCCAGCGAAAUUCGCUUCGUUGAAUCGACACUACUGUUACGCGUACGACGGCUACUCUUUGGGUAUCUUGCUUAUUGAGAUUGGAUGUUCCAACACAAUGCUGAACCUUGAAAAAAUCCUGAAUCAGACUCUCGCCUAUACGCCUAUCAAUGCUCCGUACGAUGUUCGGCGUAACAUAUACAAUCAAGUCAUUCCGUAUUUAAUGUUUCUGUGUGGAGACCUAUACGCAGAGGCAGUCGGCCUCUGCUUGAUGCUAGAGCCACUUGAGGAUGACCAGACUUGCCGUCAGCAGCAAGAGCUUUGCGUCAAAGUCGCUGCAAUACUUGAGCGUUGUUGCGCCUGA
Molecule: messenger RNA, 1233 nt
Organism: Cladophialophora psammophila CBS 110553
Lineage: Eukaryota; Fungi; Ascomycota; Eurotiomycetes; Chaetothyriales; Herpotrichiellaceae
Exons: 1
Coding region: 1-1233 (410 amino acids)
Biological process (GO): protein phosphorylation
Molecular function (GO): ATP binding; protein kinase activity
Source: RefSeq, a predicted model, not a curated record